This is a messenger RNA of Centropristis striata (black sea bass), 4703 nucleotides long. RefSeq names its product solute carrier family 45 member 1 (gene slc45a1). Bases 314 to 2746 code for a protein of 810 amino acids. The transcript is spliced from 9 exons. Gene Ontology annotation, biological process: transmembrane transport. Gene Ontology annotation, molecular function: sucrose:proton symporter activity. Lineage: Eukaryota; Metazoa; Chordata; Actinopteri; Perciformes; Serranidae. The record is from RefSeq and is a predicted model, not a curated record. Gene Ontology annotation, cellular component: membrane.
GUUCGUGGUGCUGAUGCUGCAGGGAGGGGCGUGACGUCACGGGAGAGACCGGUAGGAGGAGGCGAGGAGGGGUAGAGGAGGAGAGGGGGAAGGAGAAGGGACGGAGGAGAGAGGGAGAGAGAGAAAGAGAGAGAGAGAGAGCGGGGGGACAUGACUGCAUCAAAAGGAAAAAACAAACAAAAAACAACAAUCAUGACUCCUGUAAUCCAUCCUACGUUUUCUAUACACGCUAAUAAUGCUCGGUGUGUUUACCUACACAGUAUGCCGCAAUAAAUGACGAGCCACCCCGAUAAGAGUAAGCUGGCUUAGAGAGAUGUCCUCUCCGGGUAUGGGCACCCCCAGUGACCCCCUUUUGGCCAGUCCAGGAGGGAGGUUACCCACAGCUCAGGAAGGUCUCUGGAGGAGCUCACUCCCCAAAACUGCCAGCUUCCCAACGUCCACCACUCGGCACCUCAGCCACCGAGCCAACAACUUCCAAAGACAGCCGAAGCGCCGGAAGCUGAUAAGACCUUCGCCGCCUCCGCCGCCCAACACUCCCUGUCCCCUGGACCAGCUGGAUCUCAGCGAGCUUCCCCCAAGGCGUACUUUCCAAGAGCUGCUCUUCAACGGCUGCGUCCUGUUUGGGAUUGAAUUUAGUUAUGCCAUGGAAACGGCUUAUGUGACUCCUGUGCUUCUUCAGAUGGGCCUACCUGAUCAGUUUUACAGCUUGGUGUGGUUUAUUAGCCCCAUACUGGGAUUCCUCGUUCAGCCUCUCCUCGGAGCGUGGAGUGAUCGUUGCACAUCCCGGUUUGGACGAAGGAGACCCUUUAUUUUUGCCCUGGCUAUAGGCGCUCUGCUGGGUCUGACCCUGGUGCUGAACGGGCGGGACAUCGGAGGAGCGAUGGCUGACACUGCAUCAAAUCACAAGUGGGGAAUUGUCCUGACAGUGUGUGGAGUGGUUCUGAUGGACUUCAGCGCUGAUUCAGCAGACAACCCAAGCCAUGCCUACAUGAUGGAUGUGUGCAGCCCAGAGGACCAGGAUCGGGGGCUAAACAUUCACGCACUACUGGCAGGACUAGGAGGUGGAUUUGGCUACAUUGUGGGUGGCAUCAACUGGGACCAGACACAGUUUGGAAAGUCAAUGGGAGGUCAACUGCGGGUCAUAUACCUGUUCACCAGUAUCACCUUGGUGUUUGCCACAGCCAUGACUCUGAUGAGUAUCCCUGAGAGGGCCCUACCAAAGAACAAAAGCUCCAGCAAAAACCAUCUAAAAAGCCCCAGCCUCCCUCUCCCUCCCUCCCCCCCUGUUCACCCAGGAUCGGCUUUGGAGCUGGACGAGGAAGACGAAGACGGUCUUUAUGGCUAUAACUUCUCAAAGUCUCACACAUAUAACUCUGACCCUCUGGCCCAUUCUUGCAGUGCCAAUGCACGCUUAUGUGCAGGCCUCACUAGCCCCAUAUCGCCCCUGAGCCCCCUCACUCCCAAAUAUGGCAGCUUUAUUAGUAGGGACAGCUCGCUCACUGGCAUCAACGACUUUGCCUCUUCAUUAGGAACCUCUUAUAUAGACAGUGUGCUCAUAAACUGCUACACAGGUCAGCAGACACCACAGGCUUUGGCUCCCAACUCCGCCACUGCACCCCUGCCCCCUGGGGACUCCCCUCCUGCUGACGAGUCCGCACAGGGAGCAGGGAGCAGCCAUCCUGCAGCAGGACACAUCCAGGCUGAUGUUGUGUCUCAUCCGGCUCAGGAAGCUCAGGAUGCAGAAGCGCCACAGCCUGAGGGAGAUGCACAAUCUCAGGUCACAGCUGGGGCUCAGCCUGGUGCAGGGUCACACCGGGGCUCUUCUGCCGGUAUCCUGAAGCGACCCCAGAGUCUUGCACUAAUGGAGGAGCCCAUGGCAACGCAGAUUGUUGGGCUGGAGAAUGGACGCAGGAGAACAGUGACCUUCAGCCAGCAGGUUGCAAACAUUUUGCUGAAUGGGGUGCGCUAUGACAGUGAUCUGAGUGAGAAUGUGGAGACAGGAGAAUCGCAGAUGUCAAUGAAGCUGCUGUGUAUAGCCAUCUACAGAAUGCCUCCCUCUUUGCGGAGUUUAUGCACUAAUCAUUUCCUGGGCUGGUUGUCCUUUGAAGGCAUGCUGCUCUUCUACACUGACUUCAUGGGGGAGGUUGUGUUUGAAGGAGACCCCAAGGCUCCCCACGACUCGGAGGCUUACCAACGGUACAAUGCCGGUGUUAGCAUGGGCUGCUGGGGAAUGUGCAUCUAUGCAUUCAGUGCUGCUUUCUAUUCAGCCAUAUUGGAGAAACUGGAGGAGCGUUUCUCUCUUCGCACUCUAUAUUUUUUUGCCUACCUGGCAUUUGGUUUGGGCACGGGCCUGGCCACACUAUCCACCAACCUCUACGUGGUACUUUCUCUCUGUGUCACCUACGGGGUGCUCUUCUCCUCUCUAUGCACGCUGCCUUACUCUCUGCUGUGUGAAUACUACCAGAGCCCUCAGUUUUGCGGCUCCUCAGAGGAAGGGACCAGACGAGGGAUGGGGGUGGACAUCUCUCUGCUCAGCUGCCAGUAUUUCCUGGCUCAGAUCCUGGUCUCCGUGGCGAUGGGACCUCUGACCUCACUGGUGGGUGGGGCCCAGGGAGUGAUGUACUUUGCAAGCCUGAUGUCAUUCGUGGGCUGCCUGUACUCCUCUCUCUGCGUGGUGUACCAGCUGCCCCCCCCUGAGGGUGAGCCCCCCGAUAGCGAGACCCAGCCACUACUGGUGCACAUUUAGAAAAGCCUCUUAAUUUAAUUUACCUCACACACAAACACACACACAAACACACUUAACGGGCACACGCUCCCACCCUGUCUCUUGGUGUGUGAGUGUGUUGACCUUUACAGCGCUGAUGGGACGUACACGCUUCACUGUACAGCACAAUCCAGAUAUUGUUUCACAGUAAUCAGCACCGCUCUCCUCAGAGCUAGACAGACAGACAGACAGACAUUGGCCACUGCUCUAAUAUGUGUAUACAUGACCGGUGUGUUCAUACAGUGUGUGUGUGCCCAUGCAUUUUUUCCUAACUUUCGCAAACGAAUGUGUGACCUUUUUGAAUGCAGUAUGUGUGUGUGUGUGAGAGAGAGAGACUGUGUGUGUGUGUGUGUGACCUCUUUAAGGGUAGAUAAGCUGUUCUUCUGUCUGAUUUUUGCUGUAAAAUCUUGCAUCAUCUUUUCUCGCUUGUUGGUGUUUAGAAUAGAAAUGUUGAUCACUACAUACAGGCUAACCACAGCUUUCCCCCCUCUUUUUCUUCCUUUUAUCAGUUGCCUAAUGUCUGCAUGAGCUGCAAUGUAAUCUCUCAAAGCCUUGUGUUAAUGUUUUGUUUUGGUCAUACGGCCAAGGGAAUGUCUACCUGCCUGUUUCUCUGAGUUAGCACAUUAGCAUCACACAUGAGGCAGGACUUGUUUUGACUAAAUGAAUGUGCUGCCAGUGUCCACUCACGCUCACCGUUAAAGGCUCCUUCAUUAAUUCAAAAAGCUCUUUAAUUUAGCAAACACAUACUUAAUAUUCACUUGAAGCUGAACGCCACUUAAUCACAGUUACAGUUUUUGAAGGGCUUCACAUUUAAACAGCAAACAACGACGACACUUUCCACACAGUCCAAGCAUUAUGAGACUUGCCAGCGUGCUAUUCCCCAAAUUUCACACUUUGGUGCUGGGUGACUCUUAAUCAAGUCCCAAGUAUGAGUACAAUGCCAAUUAAGUACUUAUUUAGCAUAGAGCCAUGACGAAUAGGAUCACACACAUACACAAGCUCGUACACAAACUUAAAAAAAACACAGAGAAAUGUGUGCUGGUGGCAAAUUGUGUCUGGGCCCUCACUAAGCCAUGGUGCAGCCGUGAGCUGUCACCCUACUACUCCUGGCCAUGCCAUUGUAAUAAUGACAGUGAUUCUUGUCAUUAUCAGGAAGAGGAGAAGUUGAAACUGGGGUGUGAAUCAGCAUUGAGUCGGAAACCGAACAAAACCGGAAGAACCGCAAACAGGGAGAAGACUCAUGUGAACUAUGGGUAACCCUGAAGGUGGACGACAUUGAAAGAAAAAGACUGUGGGGGUUCAUAGAGCCAGCAGCGAGUGCUUAUGUCAUCAUUAGGGCGCAUGCUUAAGGUAGUAGGCCUUUGCUCCACCACGCUCGGCCCAUCAACUCAGUAUCGUGAUAACCUUACUUUAGUCAGCCAGUUUCCUCACUGGAAGUGUCAAACUUAAUUUAUUUUCCAUCCUAAAGAAGCCAUCUUCAGCCGCAAAAUGGUACAUAUGAUUUAUUUUUUACAGCAAACAGUAUGCUUUGUCUGUUCAGCCUCAACACAGGCACAAAGCCUGACUUCAAGGCUUUAAUAAAAGGUUAACUUUAGUAUAUUACCUGUGUUAAAAGCCUACCAUAGUGAUGGUUUCAUUGACUGGUUCACACACUGAAUACUCCAAACAUUAUGGCCAGUCAUAUUUGCUGCCUCUGCAGAAUGUCAAUUGCCUACUAUUUAAGCCGCCUGGACUAAAUGGGUGCACGCCAUGCGAACGUUUCUGAGGAAACAGUGACUGUAUGGAUCAUGCUGUUGCAGCUUGCUUGAGAUAAAAAAAGAAAAAAAAAAGAAAAGACUUUGUGUUAUAUGGUACCACCUAUUGCUCAAUAUUAGCAGUGUUACUGUAAAAGCUACUUUUAUUCAGGGUUCAGUUAAAACUAAAAAAGAUCAUUUUGCCA